Molecule: messenger RNA, 848 nt
Organism: Lactuca sativa (garden lettuce)
Lineage: Eukaryota; Viridiplantae; Streptophyta; Magnoliopsida; Asterales; Asteraceae
Source: RefSeq, a predicted model, not a curated record
GCUAUCUGAAAACCCUAGGAAUCAUGGGGAAGAAAGGGAAGGACACCAAUAACGGUGAAUCCGAUGUUGAUUGCACUCAGUAUUACGAUAUAACAAUGAACAUACUGUUCGCCAUGGUGUCGGAGCCCUAUUAUCUCCUCCAUUUCCUCACCUUCUUCUCUUAUUUCUCCAUCAGAUUCUCCACUUCUCAAUUAUUUUCUCCUGAAUUCGCCGGACACCUCCUCCGCCGUGAACUUCAAGCGCUUCUUGCUUUUGUUACACUAACCGCUGUCAAGAUGGUGAAAGAAGAAACUUGGGAUGGUUUUGUUGCAGAUAUGCUGGUAUUUGCUAAGAUAUUUCUUGUUGGCAUUUCAUUAGUUCUCGAUUAUCACCUUACACUCUGGUUCAUGUUAGCAUUCUUAGUUAUAUACAUCUUCAGAAUUCAACCUCCCUACACAGGACUAGGCUCUUCAGCACAAUUAACACCCUUACAAUUAGAAGCUUUAUUAACCGAAGGUGGCACAUCAAAAUUUUGGCUGCAUUUUAACCUUUUCUUAUCAAGGCCCUUUAAAGAUGUUCUCAAUAGCUUUAAACUAAAGCAUAAAAUAACACAAGCUAUUUCACUUUCUGUACCAAAUUUAAGAGUCAAACGGACAGAUAUUUUGAGAGAAGAGAGGAACCUUGAGAUCGAGAAGAAGAUGUUGGUAGUGGAGGUGGAGGUGGAAGUGGAAGUUCAGCGGCAGCAAUGGCGGAGGAGUAUGAGUAAACAAAUGAAGAAGAUAGCUGUUCUGGGACCCACCUCGAUGAAGAAGCUCGAGCAAUUCUUCUUGCUGUUAAGAAGCUUUAGGAAACGGAAGCCAUGGGAAUAA